Molecule: messenger RNA, 1656 nt
Organism: Camelina sativa (false flax)
Lineage: Eukaryota; Viridiplantae; Streptophyta; Magnoliopsida; Brassicales; Brassicaceae
Product: F-box/kelch-repeat protein At1g30090
Molecular function (GO): protein binding
Source: RefSeq, a predicted model, not a curated record
UUAGUUCAAUCAAUUUCUAUUACAGAAUCUGGAAUUUGAUUAGUCUUAGUGUUAGUGAUGAUACUGAUUCUUCAUUUCAGGUUGAACAAGAGUAGAAGAACCAAAGUUGGAAACUUUGAGCUUUUCCCACUGUUUAAAAUAGUAAAUUACUGAUCUUGAGAAUCUGGAAUUGAAGCAAAUUUGAGUGUGAAGAGAAGAAGAAGAAGAAGAAGAUGCAGAGGGUAAGGGUUUCAUCUCAAAGAGCAGCUGUGCAUAAGCUCGGUGAUUCUCAGAUGACUUUAUCUCCCAAAUUUAGAGUAGCUGCAUCUGUUCAAUCCACAUUGUUCGAUAGGUCAUCGGAACUAGAACUGUCUCUUAGUGGAGAGCCUUUGAUUCCGGGUUUACCAGACGACGUUGCGCUUAACUGUCUUUUAAGGGUUCCAGUGCAAAGCCAUGUAUCUAGUAGAUCCGUGUGCAAGAGAUGGCAUCUCUUGUUUGGUACUAAAGACACGUUUUUCGCCAAACGUAAGGAGUUCGGGUUUAAAGACCCGUGGCUGUUCGUAGUUGGGUUUAGUAGAUGCACUGGUAAAAUCCAAUGGAAGGUUUUGGAUUUGAGGAACCUCACUUGGCAUGAGAUCCCUGCUAUGCCUUGUAGAGACAAAGUGUGUCCUCACGGUUUCAGAUCGGUUUCGAUGCCUCGUGAAGGUACUAUGUUUGUGUGUGGAGGGAUGGUUUCUGAUUCUGAUUGCCCUCUUGAUUUGGUGUUGAAGUAUGAUAUGGUGAGUAAUCAUUGGACCGUCACAAACAAAAUGAUAACCGCGAGGUCGUUCUUCGCUAGUGGUGUGAUCGACGGGAUGAUAUAUGCAGCUGGUGGGAAUGCUGCGGAUUUGUUUGAGCUCGAUUCUGCCGAGGUUUUGAACCCUUUAGAUGGUAGUUGGCGGCCAGUGUCGAACAUGGUCGCACACAUGGCGUCUUAUGACACAGCGGUAUUAAACGGGAAGCUAUUGGUGACCGAAGGAUGGUUAUGGCCGUUCUUUGUAUCCCCACGAGGUCAAGUUUAUGACCCGAGGACUGAUCAAUGGGAAACAAUGCCUAUGGGGUUAAGAGAAGGAUGGACAGGGACGAGUGUAGUGAUAUAUGAUCGGUUGUUUAUAGUGUCGGAGCUAGAGAGAAUGAAGAUGAAAGUUUAUGAUCCGGUUACUGAUUCUUGGGAGACGAUUAACGGGCCGGAAUUGCCUGAGCAGAUUUGUAGACCGUUUGCGGUUAACUGUUAUGGAAACAAAGUAUAUGUGGUUGGCAGGAACCUUCACCUCGCGGUUGGGAGUAUUUGGAGGUCGGAGAAUAAGUUUGGUGUGAGGUGGGAGGUUGUGAAGUCGCCAGAGCGUUAUGCAGAUAUAACUCCAUCGAAUUCGCAGAUUCUUUUUGCUUAAAGGAGCUGGUUGGUUUUGGAUUACAUAUUGUUAUGAAUAAGUAAACAUGUCUCUUACAAGCACCAUGAUGUUUGUACUAUAGUAUCAUAUGCAUAUGUGUGUAUGUCCGAAAGAAAGUGUUAUAUAAUAUACAUAGAUUGAAAAUGUUGUUUUCUACAAAGACUGUAAUUUUUUCAUACAUACUUUUAAAAGUCUGUAUCACACAGUAUAAUUCAUACUACUGAUUCAAAAGUCUGUAUUACAUGAA